GCGACCACAGGCAGUAAGCGCUUCGGAACGAUUCCGCUUCCCUCCUCCGGUUUCCGCUGGUGCCUAUUUGGACGAAGGACCAGAAACGGAGCGCUUUGGAGGACGGAUCACAGAGGUUGUCUGAAGGCCGAGACCAAGAUGGCGGUGCUGGCGGCUCCUGGCCUGCUCUGUGUGCGGAUCCUGGGCCUCCGCUCCAGCAUAGACACGGUGGCCCAGGUAUGCAGAGUCCAUCAGAGUGUGGCCACCGAGGGCCCAAGCAGCACACAGUCUGUUGUGCCCAAGGCUGGAGCUGGAGCUGUGGUCCCCAAGCCUUCCCAUCUACCCAGAAACCGGGCCGAGUAUGUGGUUGCCAAGCUGGAUGACCUCAUCAACUGGGCGCGCCGGAGCUCUUUGUGGCCUAUGACCUUCGGCCUGGCGUGCUGUGCUGUGGAGAUGAUGCACAUGGCUGCUCCACGCUACGACAUGGACCGCUUUGGUGUGGUGUUCCGUGCCAGCCCACGUCAAGCCGAUGUGAUGAUUGUAGCUGGCACGCUUACCAACAAGAUGGCACCUGCACUCCGCAAGGUGUAUGACCAGAUGCCUGAACCUCGAUAUGUGGUGUCCAUGGGGAGCUGUGCCAACGGCGGUGGCUACUAUCACUACUCCUACUCAGUAGUACGAGGCUGUGACCGCAUUGUGCCAGUGGACAUCUAUGUGCCAGGCUGCCCACCCACGGCCGAGGCACUACUCUAUGGCAUUUUGCAACUGCAGCGGAAGAUCAAGCGUGAACAGAAGUUGAAGAUCUGGUACCGCAGGUAGAGCUACCAGGCCGAGCACUAUAGCCCCAGAAUCCCAAUGUGAAUAAACCCAUCCUAACUCA
This is a messenger RNA of Phodopus roborovskii (desert hamster), 859 nucleotides long. It is a transcript of the gene Ndufs7, whose product is annotated as NADH:ubiquinone oxidoreductase core subunit S7. Gene Ontology annotation, biological process: mitochondrial respiratory chain complex I assembly; electron transport coupled proton transport; aerobic respiration. The transcript has 8 exons. Gene Ontology annotation, molecular function: 4 iron, 4 sulfur cluster binding; NADH dehydrogenase (ubiquinone) activity; quinone binding. The coding region runs from base 139 to 798 and encodes 219 amino acids. Lineage: Eukaryota; Metazoa; Chordata; Mammalia; Rodentia; Cricetidae. The record is from RefSeq and is a predicted model, not a curated record.